Cladocopium goreaui is the source of this 7431-nucleotide messenger RNA. NCBI's taxonomy places the organism in Eukaryota, Dinophyceae, Suessiales, Symbiodiniaceae. The record is from the annotation of a GenBank genome assembly.
AUGAUCUCUGCCUCCAGUGCUGCAAUUUGUGUUCUCUCGAUCAUCGUCGCCAUUGGCGCGGCCUUCACGAUCGUCAAGUGGCUGUUCAAGAAGGACGAACAGAUCGAGGAUCGUCGUCGGGCCGCCGCUGAGUUGGCCAACAAGCUCUCCGAAGUCGGCCUGGAGAAGCUACCCAGCUUCCUGGUCAGCUACUCGGUGGGCGACUACUCGCAGAUGUACUUCGACUUGAAAGAGGCCGCCAAGUUGGCCACCAGUGACCCGGCCGCCUUCAUGCGUCAGUUCGAGAAGGUGUUCGUGAACAUCCUCGACGCCAAGUUGAAGACCCCCGAAGGCCGCAUCCUCAUCGCCGCCAAGUUGCAGGAUGCUUCUGAUCCCAGCGAUUCGAAAGUGGUUCAGUCCGCUCAGAAGGCCCAGUCCACUGUGACUCCUCGGGUUGAUCAACCGUCACCCCGCAAACCGGCGACCCUUCAAGUCCUGGUGUUCACCGCAACCUGGUGCGGCCCCUGCCAACGGGACAAACCCGCCGUGGCGAGAUUGAACAACCGCGGUGUGUCUGUGACUUCGGUGGACGUGGAUCAACGUUCUGAUUUGGUCCGCAAGUAUCGAAUUCAAUCCAUCCCCACGUACGUGAUUCUGGAGAACGGUCGUGAGACGUAUCGAACCCAGCAAAAGCAGACCCAACGUGUGCUGGCCAUCAGUAUGGACAGCGAGGGUCACCGCUUGUGGAAACAUGUACUGCACGGUAGCGGGACCUGUGUGAACAUGAUCGAAGGGUACGUCGAUUUGGCGAUGCCCGGCGGAGUUCGCAACCACACCCUGAAGACCUCGACGAAGACGUUUCAGCUUCCGGAGGUUGAAGGCGUUAAUCCUGAACGGGUUGAAGUCACGGCUGUUUUCUGUGGACGCAAUGGAAAACCUGACCCCAAGACUGAACCCGUCGUGCUGAAGGCUUCUUGCGAAGAGAGUUGCGACCCCUCGAAGGGUCAGUGCCCUUGCGACGACGAAGCCAAGGCGAAGGCCGAAGCGGAAGCCAAGGCUGCGAAAGAAAAGGCCGAAGCGGAAGCCAAGGCAAAGGCCGAAGCGGAAGCCAAGGCGAAGGCCGAAGCGGAAGCCAAGGCUGCGAAAGAAAAGGCCGAAGCGGAAGCCAAGGCAAAGGCCGAAGCGGAAGCCAAGGCGAAGGCCGAAGCGGAAGCCAAGGCUGCGAAAGAAAAGGCCGAAGCGGAAGCCAAGGCAAAGGCCGACUCCAAGAAGCAGCCUUCCGCAGCGAGCGCGGUGGCCGAUGGCCUAUCCAACCGCACCCUGACCAGUUGCGUCCGCUGGGCCAACAAACGGCGGGUGAUGGGGGAACCGUUUCCCGGCCCUUACUCAUGGAGAAUGCACCCAUGGGUCAAGGAAAUGCACGAUUCAUGGGCACCCUUCAACUACGCCAUGAAGGGUGCCCAGCUUGGUGUUACUGAAGUCUGUAUCAACCGCGCGUUGUACACGAUCGACCGCCUCAAGCGGGACGUGCUGUAUGUGCUCCCUACGGGCGGUACGGCCACCGACUUCUCCAAGGCACGCUUCAACGGGGCCUUGGCCCUCAGCCCGUAUCUGAAGUCGAUUUUCAGUGACAUCAACUCAGUGGGACUCAAGCAGGCGGGGGCCAACACGCUCUACAUCCGCGGUUCCGGAGGUAAGAGCAACCUGGUGUCCAUUCCGGUUUCUGAACUGAUCCUCGACGAAGUGGAUCGGAUGGAACAGGAACAAAUCUGGCUGGCCCUGGAACGGCUGUCGGGGAACAUUGAGAAACAUGUGUGGGGUAUCUCCACACCAACGGUCCCUGAUCACGGGAUUCACAACCUUUACAACGGUUCGACUCAAGAGCACUUUGUCUUUGCCUGCCCCUGUUGUGGUCGGUUGAUUGAGCUUCGGUGGCCCGAUUCGUUUGAGUUGAUCGGCGAGUACGCGACCGAUCCACGCUGCAAGCAGUCGUAUCUGAAGUGCUACGAAUGCGGCGGCAAACUGGAGCAUGAGGACAAGCCGAACUUUCUGGCUAAGGCGUACUGGGAAUCGUUCGACAAGAACGCCAACCCGGAAGUUCGCGGCUUCUAUAUCAAUCAGCUUUACAGCUACACGGUGAACCCCGGUGAAAUCGCCACCGCCUACCUGCGUGGGCAAGGUGAUGAACUGGCGGCUAAGGAAUUCUUCAAUUCGAAGAUUGGGAUUCCCUGGAUCGCGAACGGUGCCAAAGUCACCGACGAGAUGCUCGACCUGUCGAUUGCGAGCCACUCGAAGGACGACCCGAGGCCGACGUCCUCGGGCCGCAUCAUCACGAUGGGCCUCGACCGUGGGCAAUGGAAUCAUUUCGAAAUCACCGAGUGGUUCUUUGAUUCGUGGUCGAUCGACAUCAAUGCCGACGCGCACGCUCGCGUGUUGUGCGAGGGAAAGUUUCACGAAGAAGACUUUGACCGCAUCGCGGAUGAACUGAUGCGGCAAUGGCAGGUCUUAGCCUGCGUGGUGGAUGCCGACCCCGGUCCGAUGGACGCUCGCCGCUUUGCGAGACGUUUUCCCGGGUUUGUGUGGCUCUGCCGUUACCGGGGUGGGCAAACCGGUAAGGAAAUCUCGAUCAGCGAAGAAGAGAACUACGCUCCGAUUGCUACGGUGGAUCGAUCGAGUUGGAUCAGCGCGGCACUGGGUCGCUUCAAGACGAACCCCACCCGCAUCGAGCUUCCUCACGAUGUCUCUGAGGAAUAUCGAAAUCAUAUGCAGGCGCUGGUCUCCACGUACGUGCGAGACGACGACGGCAACCCCCGUUUGGAAUACGUGAAAACGGGGACCCGGGCGGACCACUUCGCCCACGCCCGCACGUAUUCCGAGAUUGCGUUGCCACUGGUGGCAGCCCAAGAACUGAAUGACCAAGAUGAUUUCUACACCCGUCGUAGUCUGACGCCGAUCCCAGGGUUCGCCAAGAGCGCCAUCAACAACAUCCGCGACAGCAUCUUUCAGCGGAUGCGGGACAUUACCCGCAAUGGCGGGAGUGAUGCCUAUCGCCAGGCAAUCAGCGGGCUCUCCGGUGGGGUCGAUCGCCGGGGCUCUACGAUGAAUGCCUUCUUAGGCACCAAGGUGCUGCCUGAGUUGCUGGUCAUGGGACGCAUGGGUGUCUAUGUGGACAACUCGGUGAUCCAAGGUGUGACGCUGGCGGAUACCGGGCCGGCACAACCUUACAUCUACCCCUACGCAAUUGAUGACAUUUUGUCAUGGAGUUGCACCGACCCCGAGCAUCCUUCGCAAUUCAAGUCGAUCCUGCUUCGCGACCAUUGUUUGCAGUUUGAUGGCGUGACUGGAUUACCGGUCGAAACGUUCAAACGAUUUCGUCUGAUGUGGAUCGAUGACGAAAGCGGCAAUGUCAUGCUCCAGUUCUAUAACGAGAACGGAGUGAAAGUUGAUCGGGACGGGAAUGAACAACCAGAGCCCUACGAGUUGCGACUGAACCGCAUCCCGUUUGUGAUGCUCGACCUGGGUGACAGUUUGAUUAAGGAUGUCUGUGAACAUCAGAUCGCGCUGUUGAACCUGGAAUCGCAAGCCGUCUGGUACGCCCUGCAAUCCAACUUCCCCUUCUACGUAGAACAACGGGAUUUGAAGGCGGGUAAUUCCCACCUCAAGCCAUCGGCGAAUGCUGACGGGACUGCAACCACCGGUGGCCAAGGUGCCUCCGACAGCGAUAUCAAGGUUGGUACCACGCAUGGGCGCGGGUACGACAAAGGCGUUGAUCGGCCCGCAUUCAUUGCACCACCGGACCACCCCCUGCGAGUCUCAAUGGAUUUGCAGGAUCGCUAUGAGGCCCAGAUUCGCAAGCUGGUGAACCUGGCUGUGCAAACGCUGGCCUCCCGUGAAAGCGCCGAAAGCAAAGAGAUUGACAACCAGGGAUUGGAAUCGGGGCUGAGUUUCAUCGGACUGGUGCUGGAGAACGCGGAACGUCAGAUCGCGGAUUUCUGGGCCAGCUAUGAAUCGAUCAAACCCGAGCGACGAGAAAUCCCCACGAUCAAGUAUCCCGAUCGUUACUCGCUGAAGACCGAUUCUGACCGGAUCGAUGAGGCGGAACGACUCUCGAAUCUGAUCUUCAAGAUUCCUUCCCGCGAGGCCAAGAAGGAAAUCGCCAAGCAGAUCGUCGAGACGUUGUUGGGUGGUCGAGUGGAUUGGAGGCGGAUCGAUGAGAUCACCGCCGAGAUUCAAAACUCGGACUACUUGACCAGCGACCCCGACACAAUCAUCGCCGCCGUGGAGGCGGGGCUGUGCGGCGAGAAGACCGGCUCGAUUGCCUUGGGAUUCUCGGAUGGGGAAUACAAGCUCGCCCGACGCGAUCACUUGGCACGAGUGAUGCGUAUCGCUGAAGCUCAAAACACCCGAGGCGAAGAUUCCGGUGACCCAGCGGCUCGUGGCGUGGAUGACCUAUCGGCGGACCCUGCGGGGGCUGCGAAUGAAGAACGCGAAGCAGCCACCGAACCCAGUACCAACCCACAACAACGCCGACGACGCACCCGCGGACGCAACCGACGUCAACGUGUGAGUGUGCGAAACCUGUCCACCAGCGCCGAGAGCAUCUUCGUGGCUACGAACGAAGGCGGUGCGGCGACAGGCUUUGAACUUGCCCCGGGGGAUACCCUCGAUAUCGAGAUCGACAACUCAGGCAAGAUUUGGGCGAUUGCUCCCGACCUGGACUUGAAAAAGGGUCUGCAAAUCAAGUCCGCCGCCGGGAACACCGGUGUGGUGUACCUCGGUCGGUCCAAUGUGACGGCCAAUUCGAAUGCGCAGACGGGCGUACCAGGUCCUCCAGGACCCGGUGUGAUCAAUUGGCAGGGUCCCUGGGACAACGGGACCGAGUACGAUGUCAAUGAUGCGGUUUCGUAUCAAGGUGCCCAAGGCAUCCAAGGCAUCCAAGGUGUGCAGGGUGCGAAAGGUGACCAAGGCAUCCAAGGCAUCCAAGGCAUUCAGGGCAUCCAAGGCGCGAAGGGUGACCAAGGUGUUCAAGGUGUCCAAGGUGACCAGGGGGAGCAAGGUGAGCAAGGCCCCAUCGGCGAGCCCGGCCCUCCCGGAAUCAACUGGACCGGGGCCUGGAACAGUGGGACUUCUUACGAGGUACCCGACGCCGUCUCUCACAACGGUGCUUCCUACAUCGCCCUGAAUUCGAAUAGCAACUCGGAACCACCUUCCGCGAAUUGGGGACUGCUAGCCGCUCGUGGUGCUCAAGGUGUGGCGGGUGCCAAGGGUGAUACCGGCGAGCAAGGUGUGCAAGGUAUCCAAGGCGAGCAAGGACCAACCGGCGAGCAAGGCGAGCAAGGCGAGCAAGGUGAGCAAGGCAUCCAGGGUGAGCAAGGCAUCCAGGGUGAGCAAGGUGUCAAAGGUGACCAGGGUGACCCCGGCCCGACGGUAAACUGGACGGGAGCUUGGAAUAGCUCUACCGAAUACGAUCAAUACGAUGCCGUCAGCCAUGAAGGUUCAUCCUACAUGGCGAUUGCGGCCAACGACAAUUCGGAACCACCCUCAGGUGAUUGGGUCCUGAUGGCUGCCGCCGGUGCUGCUGGCGAAGAUGGCGACGACGGAAUUAGUAUCACCUGGCUCGGUGAUUGGGACAGCGAAACCGCUUACCUGGCCAACGACGCCGUUGCCCAUGACGGUUCAUCCUACAUUGCGGUUGCUCCGAAUACGGAUUCCGAACCGCCGUCGGCUGACUGGGAUUUACUCGCUGCUGAAGGCUCUCAAGGUGAAACAGGUGCCACAGGUGAUCCCGGCGUACAAGGUGAUCCCGGUGAGCCCGGUCUUAAUUGGACCGGUGCCUGGGAUAGUGAAACCAGCUACGAAAUUGAUGACGCCGUCAGUCACGAAGGCUCAUCGUAUGUUGCCACGUCGCAGCAUUCUAAUUCCGAGCCACCUUCCGCCAACUGGGAUUUGCUCGCCGCCGUAGGUGCGACGGGUGAGCAAGGUGAACAAGGUGAACAAGGCAUCCAAGGCAUCCAAGGUGAUCCGGGACCUGCCGGGUUGAACUGGUUGGGUGCCUGGAACAGCGGAACCAAUUACGAAAUCGAUGAUGCCGUUAGCCAUGACGGCUCGUCCUAUAUCGCUACGGCGGCGAAUUCUAAUUCAGAACCCCCGUCGGGAGAUUGGGAUUUACUUGCAGCCGAGGGCGCACAGGGUGCGACGGGUGAGCAAGGUGAAACGGGUGAACAAGGUGAGCAAGGUCCUGCCGGAUUGAACUGGUUGGGUACCUGGAAUAGUGGCACUUCCUACGAGAUCGAUGAUGCCGUUAGUCACGAAGGUUCGUCCUACAUUGCGACUUCAGCACACUCGAACUCCGAACCCCCUUCGGCCAACUGGGACCUGUUAGCAGCCCAAGGCGCGCAGGGAGAACAAGGCGUUCAGGGUGAGCAAGGUGUCCAAGGUGAGCAAGGCGAGCAAGGUGAGCAAGGCGAGCAAGGCGACCCGGGGUCGGAUGCGACUCGGAAUGCCAUUUUGAAUGGAGAGUUCAGCCUGUGGCAACUGGGGACCUCGGUGAACUUCACCGGUGCGCAAGCCAAUUACUUUUGCGAUGGCUGGCGUGCGGUGCUCAACGGUUCUCCGGAUGUGACCUUCAGUCGUGAAACAUUCACGCCUGGACAGACAGACGUCCCUGAUGAGCCGGUUCACUACAUGCGGAUGACGGUCAACUCGGCCCCUACAGGCGGGCCUUCGGAUUUCUUGGAAAUUCCGAUUGAGGGGGUUGAUCGAUUCGCCGGCCAAACUGUCACCUUUUCGUUUUACGCUCGUGCUGCGUCUGCCUUCCCACUGCACAGCACCCUGGUCCAUAACUUCGGUUCAGGGGGCUCGACGCAGGUGGGUGCCGCUGCCGGUCAAGACAAUAACGUUACCACCGAUUGGCAGCGGUUCACGUACACCGCCACGAUCAACAGUAUCAGUGGUAAGACGAUUGGGCCGGGAAGCUGGUUGUCGGUACGGUUGCUGCGAAUCACCGGUUCCAUGCCAACAUUGGAACUUGCCAAUGUUCAAUUGGAGCUUGGGGAUACAGCCACCCCGUUUGUGAAACCCCACCCCGGUGUGACCUUGGAACGGGCUCAACGUUACUACUGGUCAACCUUCCCGUUGGACACCGCACCGGCCUCGGAUACCGACAGCCUGGUAGGGGCCUUGGCGGCGUUUGGGGACAGCGCGAGCGGCUUUGGGCAUUACGUCAAUUUUCCGGUUCCGAUGCGGGCCAUUCCCUCGAUCACCACGUUCAAUCCCAUGGAAGCGGGCACCGGCUGGUGGUCGUCGGUGGAUAACGACCUGGAUCGACUGGUGGAUGUCCCCUCGAUCAGUGGAGUUGGAAUCUAUUUCGACGACUCUGACACGCCAAUUAUCAGCGAUAACUACAACCGCAAAUACAUCCACGUGGUUGCGGAUGCACGAUUGGGAUUCUGA